Messenger RNA from Plodia interpunctella (Indianmeal moth), 1065 nucleotides. RefSeq names its product mitochondrial ribosomal protein L47 (gene mRpL47). The coding region runs from base 126 to 887 and encodes 253 amino acids. The transcript has a single exon. NCBI's taxonomy places the organism in Eukaryota, Metazoa, Arthropoda, Insecta, Lepidoptera, Pyralidae. Gene Ontology annotation, molecular function: structural constituent of ribosome. The record is from RefSeq and is a predicted model, not a curated record. Gene Ontology annotation, biological process: mitochondrial translation. Gene Ontology annotation, cellular component: mitochondrial large ribosomal subunit; mitochondrial ribosome.
UUCUGUGAUCUUUACUUUAUUUACGACAUAAAAAAUAUAUAACCUCAAAAAAUCUUAAAUUGACAUUUUGACUAGUAAAUUAUUAAAUAAAGAUUUCUGAAUGCGAAGUGCUAUUAGUCUUCAUAAUGAAUUAUUUGAUGAAAGUCUUCAUUAAGAGCGCUGCUACAUUAAGUUACAGAUCUCAUGCUGCGGCUGCUGCAAUCAUAACGAAAAGCAAUGUUCAUACAUCUAGUGUUUCCUUGGAUCUGAUGGAAUUCUUCGACUCCAAGAAAAACUGGACUGAGACCAAUAUCAAAGUUGGAAGAGCAUGGAAACUAGAUGAACUACGAAUUAAAUCUAAUACAGAUUUGCAUAAACUGUGGUAUGUUUUGUUGAAGGAGAGAAAUAUGCUGUACACUAUGGAACAUGAGUAUAAAGAACAAAUGCAUUCAUUUCCGAAUCCAGAAAGAAUUGACAAAGUGCAAGAAUCCAUGAACAACAUAGAGACUGUAGUAAGAGAACGUAAUAUAGCAUACUACAAGCUAGAAACUGGUGAAACAGGAGAAAGACCUGUUGAAGAUGUUGUAAAUAUGUUUGGUUUACCAGAAAAGUAUGAAAAGUCAGAGUAUUAUCUACCUAAGUUUAUGAACACCCGGUGGGUACGGCCUUAUCUACAACAUGGCCUUAUCAACAGCAUAGCAGUCAAAAAGUUCUAUAGACUUUAUAAAGAAAAGUUGCAUAAUCAAGAGCGAAGAGCUCGUAACAGAGACUACAAUCAUGUCCAACAUUUAUUGAAAAGAUUUCCUAACAUGAACAUGGAGACACUGAAAGCAGAAUACCCAAAUGUUGAUAUUGAAAAGGCUAAACGAACUAAGAAGGCAAGAGGGCAUUUUGAUCCAAAAUAUUAGACUGUAUUUUUAUAUGUUAGCAAUGACCUUUAGAAUUAAGUCUAUGGGGGCCCCCCAUAAAGUUAAUAGCACCUUAACAAAUAUGUAACUAACUACCUAUCCACUCAUUGAGUAUGUUAGGUAAGUGAACGCUUGAAGAUAAUGUUGUAAAUAAUGUUAAUAAAACAACAAAAUUUAA